Molecule: messenger RNA, 1087 nt
Organism: Vombatus ursinus (common wombat)
Lineage: Eukaryota; Metazoa; Chordata; Mammalia; Diprotodontia; Vombatidae
Gene: RPSA
Product: ribosomal protein SA
Exons: 7
Coding region: 133-1020 (295 amino acids)
Biological process (GO): ribosomal small subunit assembly; cytoplasmic translation
Cellular component (GO): 90S preribosome; ribosome; cytosolic small ribosomal subunit
Molecular function (GO): structural constituent of ribosome; laminin receptor activity
Source: RefSeq, a predicted model, not a curated record
CCGCCCACGGCGGCGGCUGGUCUAUAUAAGGACGUCAUUUCCGCCCGUCAUCCCUUUCCUCGCUGCCCAGUAGUGGGUUCCAUACGGCGUUGUUCUCGGUUUCCGUCGUAACUUUAAAGGGAAACUUUCACAAUGUCCGGAGCCCUAGAUGUCUUGCAGAUGAAGGAGGAGGAUGUCCUCAAAUUCCUUGCUGCAGGGACCCAUUUGGGUGGCACCAAUUUGGACUUCCAGAUGGAACAGUAUAUCUACAAAAGAAAGAGUGAUGGCAUCUACAUCAUCAAUUUGAAGAGAACUUGGGAAAAGCUUCUGCUGGCAGCUCGUGCCAUUGUCGCCAUUGAAAAUCCAGCUGAUGUUAGUGUCAUCUCAUCCAGGAACACUGGUCAGCGAGCUGUUCUGAAAUUUGCUGCUGCCACUGGCGCCACGCCUAUUGCUGGACGUUUCACACCGGGCACCUUCACUAACCAGAUCCAGGCAGCUUUCAGGGAGCCUCGCCUCUUGGUGGUCACUGAUCCUCGGGCGGAUCACCAGCCUCUUACCGAAGCAUCGUAUGUUAACCUUCCAACCAUUGCAUUGUGCAACACAGACUCCCCGCUUCGCUAUGUGGACAUCGCCAUUCCAUGUAACAACAAGGGAGCUCACUCAGUGGGUCUGAUGUGGUGGAUGCUGGCCCGUGAAGUUCUGCGUAUGCGUGGCACCAUCUCCCGUGAACACCCAUGGGAGGUCAUGCCCGAUCUUUACUUCUACAGGGAUCCAGAGGAGAUUGAGAAGGAAGAGCAGGCCGCAGCUGAGAAGGCAGUGACAAAGGAGGAGUUUCAGGGUGAAUGGACUGCACCUGCCCCAGAAUUCACUGCUACUCAGCCGGAGGUGGCUGACUGGUCUGAGGGAGUACAGGUGCCAUCUGUGCCCAUUCAGCAGUUCCCUACCGAAGAUUGGAGCGCUCAGCCGGCUACGGAGGACUGGUCUGCGGCGCCUACUGCUCAGGCCACCGAGUGGGUAGGAACUACCACAGAGUGGUCUUAAGUUUUACCCCACCUGCUCUAAUAGUGUUGGAAAAAUGCUGAUGGAAAAUAAACAUUGGUUUCUUACA